CAAAGUCCAAUGUCUGCGGCGUUUCUAAGGAAACUACAGUGCAACUAAGUUCACAGAGCAGAAGCUGAACUUACUGGAAGCUUGUUGCGAUGAGAGGAUGAAACUGUACUCAGCGGAAACACAAAACCAGGUUACUAUGUAAAACUCACUUCGUGGGCACAGACUGACCAAUGGAGGAUCACAUGACUUCAUCAGAUGCAGCGGGUACCGGAAGCAGUUCAGUUGCCAUGGGAACAGACUCUGUAGGAGCUGAGCAGGACCUGCAGGUUCUGUGCAAUAGACUGGACAUCUUGGAGCAGAAAGCUGGUCCAACCAUCCAGCCUCAGAGCUAUCUGAGGAACAGGAUCAGGGAGUUAGAGAGGUCCGAGAGGAGCCUGCUGCUACAGCUAUAUCAACUAGCCUCUUCCUCCCAGCUCCCCAGCAUGCAACACUCCCAGAGGCUGGACCAGAGACUCCAUAUGCUCAGGGAAGAGGUUAGGAACAUGACUCAAGAGAAGGAGCGAGGGGAGCGAGUAUGGAGAGAUCGACUGCAGCGCUGUCAGAGACAACUGAAGGUCAAAGAGGAGGAGAUGACUCGUCAGUCGCAGUAUUUUGAAAACUUUAAAACUCAACUCCAACACAAGCUCAGCAUUGCCCGGGACAGAGAGCAGAGUCUACAGAAUCGGAUCUAUACUUUAGAGAAGCAGCUACUUGACAUGUCUGUGAGUGCCGCUACUGGCAUGGGAUCAGUCAGAGCCAUCAGAAUAACUGCUGGGACUGUACCACACUUGGAUGAACGAGACAGAUUACCCUCCAUGAGAGAAGAGGGAGAAGGAGAAGAGGAGAGAAAGGAGGAGAAGAGGAAGCAAUGGCAGAAAAGUGUGGCAACUGAGAGAGAAGAAAGGCGAGAGGGUGAUGAGGGAACGACAGAGAAAGAUACCGAAGGAGGAAGAAGCAAGGACAUUAAACAGACGUCAAAUGAGGCCAGACUGCAAGGCUUCAUUAUCAGCCUGCAGGAGGAUCUGAGGGUGCUGCUGGAGAGAGAGGAGGAUAAGAUGACUGAGCAGAGGGGACUAAUGGAGCAGCUCCAGAAGGCCCAGGAGAACAGCCACUUCCUGGGCUGUAAAGUGGAGGAGAUGAAGGCAGAGGUGCACCAGCUAAAACUGUCUGAAAGCUCCCUAAUGGAUGAGCUUGAGGAGCUGAGAGAGGAGAACCAAAGACUCCAGCAGAUCCUCAGGGACGCAGCUACCCACGCACCUAGCCAGUCAUCCACAAUCCCUGAGUCCACAUGCCCGAGUCCUGGGACCAGCUCACCUUGCUGUAGUCCUGCUGUUUGUUCUUUGCCCUUCAGUAGCCUCUCAUACACCACUGCCAUGGGACAAUCCUCAGCUGGGAGCCUGGGAGAGGUCCAGCCAACCUCAGAUGAGGAAAGAGGAAAGCCACAUUCAUCUGCAGUUCCAUCUGUUCACCACCAGGCUACAGCAGAGAGCAAACAAACCAACACAGAGGAUCAUCCUCCAUCAGCCAAAUCAAAAACUCCAUCUAAAAUUGUUCCUCUUAACCUAUUUCACCACGUUGGUGCCAUAUCAGACAAAAACUUUCAGUCACUUUCCAUGACUACAGAGUCAUUAGGUGAGUUUAAAUUGGGAAACUGGUGCACUAAAGGGAUUCUAAAUUUGGAGGAAAGCCCCAGUGAAGAAUCUGAUGCCCUGAGGGAAGCGUACAGGAGCUUGGGCUUCGGGGAGGAUCUUAAUGCUCAUCAAGAGCGGCAUGACGACCUAGAAGUUGCCCUACAGUACAUGCAGGAUCAGCUGCAGGUGUUGGCUCAGGAGAACGCUCGACUGAAACUGCAACUCAGGAAACAAGCAGAGGAGCAGCAGACAGAGACAAAGCAAGAAUGUUCAAAGGAAAAGAUCAACACGUUAUUCACCAAUGAGAGAGCUGACCAUCUCCCAUCAUCCUCUGCCCAAGAUGAUACCAUUCUUGCCCUCGCCCAGUGUGAUCUCGCCAAAGCCCUGAAUCAGGAAAACCGGGCCUUGGCAGAUCGGAUCCAGGAGCUGUUGGCUCACAUUGAGCUCAGAGAGGAGGAGUUCAUGAAACAACAAACCCAGCUGAGCGACCACGUCUCCAGACUAGAGGAGGAUGCGGUCAGGCUGGAGCAGGAGAACCAGGAACGAGGGUGUCUGAUCUCAGAACUCACUAGGAAGACUGAGGAUGAUCUGAAUACCAUUAUGGAGCUGCAGCAAAAGUUAGUAGAGAUUGUAGAGCAUAAGGAGGAAUCACAGGGUCAUAAGCAACAGUGUAGUGAAAAUAGAGAUGCAGUAUCAGGCAGUUCUGUACAGAACAAACAAGAAGAAUGUAUCAACAGUUUAGUUGAAAGUGUGCUAAAAGGAGAAGAAAAACAGUUGAUAUUCACUCAGAAAAUGGACCCUUUGACCACAUCUGCAGCAUCUGUCUGUCAACAUGAUAAUCACAGUGACUCAUUACAUAACAGUCUGCAUGUUACUUCAUUGACAGAUCAAGUGGCCCAUCUAAACAACUCAGUCCAGAGCCUUAAAACAGAACAAGAAGAACUCACUAACUCCAUAAAUUCUCUCCGAGAGCAGCAAAGAGAAGUAGCUCUGUUAGUCCAAACACAAACAGAAGAGAAACAGCAAUUAACUCGUACGAUUUGGGGACUGAAAGAGGAGAAAGAUUGCAUCUCUCAAUGUCUGGCUGGUCUUAAACAAGAGAAAGAACAGCUAAGCAGGACAGUUUGUGGGCUGAAAGAUGAGAGAGAUCAGCUUAUAAGGUCCAUGAGUGGCUUAAAAGAGGAGAAAGAGCAGCUAACGAAGUCUUUAUCUGCUCUUGAAAGAGAUAAGGAGGCAAUAAUAGAAUCUCUCUCAAGUGGAAAAGAAGAGAGAGAUCAAAUCAUGCAGUUGCUGCAAAGUUUACAGACAGAGAGUGAGCAGGUAAGCCAGGCAGUGCUUUAUAUGAAAGAAGAGAGAGACAAACUAACCAAUUCCCUUAAGUGUCUGAAGGAACAGAGAGACCAGGAACAAUUAUCUCACACUUUAAAAGAAGACCACGAGAGCCUGAUAAAGUCUGUUAGCAGUUUGGAAGAAGAAAAAGGCAGAAUGGAACAUUCAAUCAGCUGCUUGAAACAAGAGGAAACACAGUUAAUGCUCAUGAUCCAAGGACUGAGAGAGGAAAGAAAGGGCCUGCAAACUCUCUUCCCCCAAACACAAACAGAGGAGAGGAAUCAGAAACUGCUGAAUCCAGGUAUGAUGGAGAAGACUGAGACUUUGUCCGGGUCAGGAGAUUAUGCUGCACAAAGAUGUCAGACGAAUAACCACAGAGGAAACUUUAUACAGGAGCAAAACAAUUUGAGGAGAGAGACUGAAACUUUGGGAGCAGAAUUAAAGCGAUCACAAGAGGAACUGGACAAGAGCCUUGUAGAGAUCAAGAGGUUGCGUAGUGAACUGUGUCAGUCAGAAACCAGGAGGGAGGAGACAGAGAAAAAAGCAACCCACGCAGCUGAAGAGGUGGCGAGACUGACAGUUGCAGGAUAUCAGAUGGAAGAGACCAGGAUGGAAAAUGACAACCUCACAAUACAGGUGAAGGAGCUGCAGAGAAAACUGACAGGCCUGCUCAGGGAGAAGACUGAUGCUCUGUCAUGUAGGGCACAGAUAGAGGAGCAAUACAACAUCCUCACAGCUCAGCUCAAAGCUAAGACUGUUGCACUAGAGGAGCUGAACUCAGAGUAUAUAGCUCUGAAAAGAGGGCAGGGCAGCAGGGAUGAUCUGAGUGCUGUUCUCGUCUCACUCAGGUCACGUUACAGUGACAUCAGAUCUAAGUAUGAUGCACUCCUUAAAUGGAAAAGCCAGACAGAUCUGGACAUAGCUCCGCUGAAGGCUAAGCUGUCCUGCCUGGUGGUGAAGUGUCAGGAGAGGAACAGCUUGUUAGUUCAGAUGAUGAAGGCCAUGCACAGACAUGGAUGUGUGGAUCCCAAACUCACACAGCAGGUUGAGCAUCUGCUCAGUGAUGCAGCUCUGCACGACUACACUGCAGCAUUUACACCAGGAAGCCACGUUAAGACCCGAGACUACUGUACUGGCUUCACACCAGACUUUAUUUCAAAAUUUCAAGACUACACCAGUGGAUUCACACCUGAUUGGACCAACCUGGCUGUAUCCACAUCUGUAAGCAAGCAACAACAAAAUGGAGUUACGCCUGAAUCUGCAGUUCAAGGCAGCAAAAGUGAAAAACACAUUUCCAUAGUAAAUACUGAAUCUUCAACCAAUCUUCAAGGCUGCAGCAGUGAAGUCUCAUCUGCAGGAACACUAACAUUCAAGAAAAAUGCCAACUCACCUGUGCCAACCUCACCUGUUCAAGAGCAUGCCAGUGUCCAGGUGUCAUCGUCAGCUGUUGUUCCAGUGAAAGAGAGUCUGAUGACCAGUAAAGAACAGCUGUCUUCUUCUGCCAGUGGACCAGUCCGAGCAACCAGUCGACCAGAGAAAUGUGGAGUUCAUCAUGUUGACAUGAAAGGGAAGUCUCCCCCAGAUUCAGACAGUUUGAUUGAAGCCUCAGUGAGUCCCAUCCCUCCCUCCUCCAGCACACGAGUCAGUCCAAACAGGAGGCUGACUAGUCCUGAGAAGAUCCUCAAUCUGCACGAACAACUGCAGAAGACUGUGAUGAGCAGCUAUCAGGCUCCAGUGAGCAGAGGAAGAGGACAGCAGCCCAGGAGGAGUCUGUCACUCUCAGCUCCUGCAGACCUGAAACCAGCCUUCCAGACACACAAGCAGAACCUCACUUUCAAUACUCCACAUCCCAACUCUCUCCCAGUCACCACUGCUUCAGGCCAAGCUAAACACGCUCUAGUCGUACCAACUACAAAUGUUGGCACUAAUAAAUCAGCAACACUUUUUAAUGCAGUUGCAUCUAGAUCUGCCAGUGCGACGUUCAGUUCCAGCAUGUUUACAAACCAUCGCCUUAAAGCGGACGUUUCCAAAACAACUAUGUCCACUCUUUCUAGCUCUUCUACAUUACAGUUUUCCACUGUGGCACCUAACAAAGUUGAAUCCAUAUCAAGCAGUCAAACUAAUGUAACAGUAGCUCCAAAACUGACAGAAAAAAUCACUGCUGUACCUGAUGUGUCUGUUGUUACACAUAAAGCUUCUACUACACCAACCCUGAGGACCACUACCUUUGACUCUGAUGCUACUAAUCCAAAAACCACUGCCCCAGACACAACUGCCCCUAGCGCAUCAACUGCCCCUAAGGUUAAUAUUUUUAACAUGAGUUCUAAAAUGGAUGGUGCUGCCUCUGUAUAUGAUAGCUUUGCAUUCACUACAUCCUGCACUCAGUCUGCUCAUUGCUCUCCUGGGAGAUCCAACAAACCUAGCGGAAAGUUCAUUCUUCCUCCAGAAAAGACUAAACCAUCAAGACCCAAACCAGAAGCUCCAGCUGAGAUUCGCUCUCUUGAAGUCAUCAAAACAGUGGGCCAGAGCAGCCUGAUGAUUGGCUGGGAGAGGCCGCCCCUCGACGAACUGGGCUGCAGUAACGGCACGUUUGUGUACGGAUACAGGGUGUUUGUAGAUGGGGACUUUCACAAAUCUGUCAUGAGCUCAGCAUGCACCAAGUGUAUUUUAGAGAACGUUGACCUGAGCGUCCCAGUCCAUAUCAGUGUCCAGACACUGGGAUCUAAUGGCCUCGGUUCAAACAUCGUCCACACCAUGUACAGGACCUCGGUCAAAACAGACCAACACUGAGUCACACUGUCCUGAUGGCAACAACCAUUACAGUGGCUUUGAUCAACAACAAAUCCUCAGUGAAAACCUUCCUCACAAUGGCCAAGCUUUGAAUGUGCACAGCCAUCUAUAGCUGCAGCCCUCGGUGGAACCGUCCUAACCUCCACCUCUGCUGAGACACAGUCACACUGCUGGGAUCACGGCGCCAUGUGAGGCUCAGGUCAACCAAUCAGAAAAACUCACCUCACAUGGUCAUUUCCAGCCUAUGAACGUGAAGUGACCUGUGGCCGGCCACUAAACCUCGAAAAGAACAGAAGAUGUCAAACAAAAUACUGUAUAAGAUUUCUGCAUCUGCGCUCACAGUUAAUCCGCAUGUAAAAGCAGCUUCUUCGUUCCUUGUUGGAGAACUACCUGUUUCAGAGUCUCAUCUGUUGGACUUCUUGAGUGAGUGAGAUGUUGCGACUGCCAGAUGACAGACCAGAGUGGCUGCCAAUUAAACAAGCCCUGAAAAACUGCUAGGAGAUGAUGUUUAUAAAGCCAAGCUCAGUCACGUUGUAAAAAUCUGCCUGUGACACCAACAUUUACUAACACUGAUCAAGCAAGACUGCUGCACACUUUUACACUGUGUUAAACGCUGAGAGAUGAUGUGUCAUUUUGCUUCUGCAAAGAGCCUUGUUGCUGCCUCUUUGGACUCUGAACGUGAGCAGCUGACUAAAGGGGAAUCAGCUACAUGAAAAGCCUUUUUGACAGCCACACAACAUUGUACACGAAGGUCAUAGUACUUGAUUUUUACACAUGAAGCCAAAUAUGUGAAAAGAUGAUUCACUCCAAAGACUUGUCUGUUUCCUUCUCCUCAUAGGUCUCCGGGAUUCCUUUAAACACAGAAGCCAGAUGUUCUUUAAGUUCUAAACUUUGCACACAAUCAUUAUUAAUAUCUUGAAGAUGAAAUUAAAAAAAGAGAUUAUCACUGAUAUUUUUUGUAGAGAAUAUUAUAAAAAUAUGCCAAUAUACCACACACUAUGUCUUUUUGUAUGGGUGACACUUUGUUUUUCAUACCUAAUUGAUGUCACGUUUGCACGCUCAUAUUGUUAUUUUUAUUUUACAAAUAUUCAUGACACACAUACUAUGUUCUUUUGCUACUUACUAUAAGUACGGGUGUGGAGUGAUCAUGGUGCAGCAAAGGUAUUUUUCUAGAGUAAUUGAUAAUAUUGAUUUCUCAUUGAUUCCUUACAACUGUACAGAGAAUAAAUGUUUAUAUAAUAUUAACAGUCAA
Amphiprion ocellaris (clown anemonefish) is the source of this 6981-nucleotide messenger RNA. RefSeq lists its product as uncharacterized. NCBI's taxonomy places the organism in Eukaryota, Metazoa, Chordata, Actinopteri, Pomacentridae. The record is from RefSeq and is a predicted model, not a curated record. The transcript has 19 exons. The coding region runs from base 171 to 5729 and encodes 1852 amino acids.